Molecule: messenger RNA, 752 nt
Organism: Brassica napus (rape)
Lineage: Eukaryota; Viridiplantae; Streptophyta; Magnoliopsida; Brassicales; Brassicaceae
Product: defensin-like protein 183
Source: RefSeq, a predicted model, not a curated record
AAAAUAUCAUUAUAUUCCAUCUAGUAUCCAUUUAUGUCUCUUUAGAAGUUUGACUACAAAUGUUUGUGGCUCAUUUUGGCAUUUGACUUCAAAUGUAUGUUUGAACUUUGAGAAAUUAAUUCGAUGCUUUUUGUUUUGACUAAGAAAUUAAUUCGAUGUUAUCAUCAAUAUUCAGCAUUCAGCAGAAAUGACCAUUUCUUUUGGAAACAAAUCAUUACAUAUAAUUUGCUAUUGGCGCACUACUAUAUAUAUACCAGCUAGAUGUUCCAAUGGUAUACCAAUAAUUGUCUCAACCAAUUAUCAAAGAAAAAAACUAGAAAAUAUGAAGAAUACAUUUUCACUUGUGGUUGUAAUCAUCUUCUUUGUCAUGCUUUUUUCCGUUGCUAAUAAGGUGAAGGCAAACUCAUGCCAAGACCCUCUAGGUAGUUGUCUACAAUGUGAUGAGAGAUGCAAGGCUAAACACGGGCCAACAGGCCAAGCAAGUUGCGACAACAGAAACCAACUUUGCACGUGCUAUUACACGUGCGGACCGCCAUCACCAACUCCUCCACAUCACAAACAAUGCUACGGUGGGACUGGCUUGUGCAGCAGUGCAUGCAAUCAAAACUGUGCACAAAAGUAUCUUGGUGGAUCUGGAUUUUGUGAGAGCAUUGGCAACUCUAGACUGUGCAAAUGCCAGUAUCCUUGCUAAUUUAUUUUUAAAAAGUUAUAAAUGAAACAAAUCAAUAAAACGGAAUCAGUUUACUUUCGUA